AUGGAGAAGACAUUCCAGGAGCCCACCACCACAUCUCAGUUCAAGAGCGACGCCGAGCGUCAGCAGGAGAACGCCAAGCUCGCCGAGCAGGGCAAGCCUCAGAUCCCCGGUGCUGCCGGUCGUGAAUCCGUUGCUAGCAAGGAUCCCAAGGAGUUCGACACUCGAGGCGGUCCCGGUUCGGAGGGCAACAAGCCCAUUCAGGAUCCUGUCUUGUAA
Molecule: messenger RNA, 216 nt
Organism: Pseudozyma hubeiensis SY62
Lineage: Eukaryota; Fungi; Basidiomycota; Ustilaginomycetes; Ustilaginales; Ustilaginaceae
Exons: 2
Coding region: 1-216 (71 amino acids)
Source: RefSeq, a predicted model, not a curated record